Monoraphidium neglectum is the source of this 453-nucleotide messenger RNA. RefSeq lists its product as hypothetical. The transcript is spliced from 3 exons. The record is from RefSeq and is a predicted model, not a curated record. The coding region runs from base 1 to 453 and encodes 150 amino acids. NCBI's taxonomy places the organism in Eukaryota, Viridiplantae, Chlorophyta, Chlorophyceae, Sphaeropleales, Selenastraceae.
AUGCAGGAAGCUGCCCUAUCUGCCACCCGCGAGCGCCUCGACUCGUCCCUGCCCGCCGGCGCCGCCCCCGAGGUCCGACUAUUCCACGCCUGCCACAGCCGCCUGCAGGAGCUGGUGGGAAGCUGCGCGGCGCGCGUGGUCGCGUUCAACCUGGGGUACCUGCCUAGCGGUGACAAGCGGGUGACGACGAAUGCGGAGACCACAGUGGCGGCGCUGGAAGCGGCCCUGGAGGUGCUGCAGCCAGGGGGCCUGCUCACGAUCAUGGCGUACACGGGCCACCCCGGUGGCAAGGAGGAGUUUGAUGCGGUGGAGGCCCUGCUGCAGGGCCUCAGCCCCGCAUACUGGGUCAGCAGCGAGGUGCGGCUGGUCAACCGGCCGAGUGCGCCGGUGCUGCUGAUGGUGUGGCGGCGGUCCGACGCGGCGGAGGCGCCGGGGCGGGGGCCGGCGAGAUGA